AUGGAUAAGUGCUCUGCGAGUCCAAUUCCAAUUCAGAAAGGUGAUAAGUUGAGCCUUAAGCAAUGCCCACAGAUUGAAUUGGAAUAUUCAGAAUUCGCUGGUCGUUUAGACACCAGGAAAUCCACUUUUGGCUACGUAUUUAUGUUAGCUAGAGGAGCAGUUUCAUGGAAAAGUGCAAAGCAAUCUGUCAUUGCUGUUUCCACUAUGGAGGCUGACUUUGUGGCAUGCUUUGAGGCCACAGUUCAGGGAUUAUGGCUGCAGAAUUUUAUUUCAGGAUUUGGGAUUGUCGAUAGUAUUGCCGAGCCGCUGAAAAUUUAUUGUGAUAAUGCCGCAACAGUCUUCUUUUCUAAAAACGACAAAUAUUCAAAAGGUGCUAAACAUAUGGAAUUAAAAUACUUUGCCGUUAAAGAAGAAGUUCAGAAACAAAGAGUGACUAUUGAGCAUAUUAGCACCAAUUUUAUGAUAGCGGAUCCGCUGACUAAGGGGCUAUCACCUAAGACCUUUAGUGAGCACAUUGAAAGGAUAGGUUUGUGUUUGGAGAAUAGGAGUAUGGAAGCUGUGGAGUUGUUCAAGAAAACGGCUGUGUUUGGGGUUAGGCCUAACGUGACUACAUGUGGGACUUUGAUUAACGGGUUGUGUAGAAUAGGUGAUACCAGUAUUGCGCUUAGGAUACACGAAGAGAUGGUGGAUCAAGGUUUGCAGCCUAAUGUGGUGAUGUAUAAUACAGUGAUAAGUGGGUUUUGCAAAGAGGGGAAGAUGGAAGAAGCUAAUGGGUAUUUGGAAUUAAUGAUUCAGAGGGGUUUGCAGCCUAAUGUGGUGACAUCUAAUGAUGCAAAGGAGCUGCUAAUCUCUAUGGAGAGUAAGGGUUGUAAGCCUGAUGGUUUUGUUGUUUUUGGGAGGAUUUCGAGGCGGGGUUUAAGACCAAAUGUUGUGACUUUCACUUUUUUUAUUAAAGGUUUUUGUUUAGAGAAUAGGAGUUUGGAGGUUAUGGAGUUGUUCAAGAAAAUGGCUGUGUUUGUGGUCAGGCCUGACGCGCUUAUGUAUUGGACAUUAAUUAAGCGGUUGUGUCAGACAGGGAACACUAGCGUUGUGCUUAGAUUGCAUGAAGAAAUGGUUGCUGGUAAUGGUGAAGGGGGUGUUAUCUGCAAGCCUGAUAUUGUUUCUUAUGGUAGUAUUAUAGAUGGCUUUUGCUAA
Molecule: messenger RNA, 1194 nt
Organism: Pistacia vera
Lineage: Eukaryota; Viridiplantae; Streptophyta; Magnoliopsida; Sapindales; Anacardiaceae
Product: pentatricopeptide repeat-containing protein At5g46100-like
Exons: 4
Coding region: 1-1194 (397 amino acids)
Molecular function (GO): protein binding
Source: RefSeq, a predicted model, not a curated record